Molecule: messenger RNA, 5206 nt
Organism: Sinocyclocheilus rhinocerous
Lineage: Eukaryota; Metazoa; Chordata; Actinopteri; Cypriniformes; Cyprinidae
Product: proprotein convertase subtilisin/kexin type 9-like
Exons: 12
Coding region: 1-1770 (589 amino acids)
Biological process (GO): proteolysis
Molecular function (GO): serine-type endopeptidase activity
Source: RefSeq, a predicted model, not a curated record
AUGCCCAAGCCUCUGGCAUACACCGCGCGCAGACUCCGCGCAAAAGCCGCCAAACGCGGAUAUCUGAUCGAAAUACUGCUGACUUAUUCGGGAGCUUUCCACGGGUUUCUGGUGAAAAUGAGCAGCGAUGUUCUUCACAUGGCAGUAAAGCUGCCCCAUGUGGAAUACAUUGAAGAGGAUUCCUCCAUUUUUGCCCAGAGCAUCCCAUGGAACCUGCAGCGCAUCCUUCAAAACAAACAUGAGAGUGGAAAAUACUCACUACCCAAUGACGGAUCAAAGGUAGGAGUGUAUCUUUUGGACACAAGCGUUCAAGUGACUCAUCGUGAGAUUGAGGACAGGGUGAUGGUUACGGACUUCAACAGUGUGCCAGAGGAGGAUGGGGUCAGAGUUCACAGACAGGCUAGUCAGUGUGACAGUCAUGGCACACACAUAGCAGGUGUGGUCAGUGGACGGGACUCGGGUGUAGCUCGAGGUGCCAGUGUAAACAGUGUCCAAGUGUUAAACUGCCAAGGCAAGGGUACCGUGUCAGGAGCUUUGGCAGGUCUGGAGUAUAUCCAGUCAUCUCUGAUGUCUCAGCCUAUCAGACCUGUGAUCGUACUGCUGCCAUUUGUAGGGGGAUUCAGUCGCACACUCAAUGCUGCCUGCAGGAAAAUGGUGGAAUCUGACACAGUGCUCAUUGCUGCAGCUGGUAACUACAACGAUGAUGCUUGUCUGUACUCACCAGACUCAGAGCCAGAGGUGAUAACCAUAGGGGCCGUUAAUUUUGCUGACCAGCCCUUGAGCACUGGGACGACAGGCACCAAUGUGGGCCACUGCGUGGAUGUGUUCGCACUUGGUGAUGACAUCAUCAGUGCUUCCAGCGAUUGCUCCACCUGCUUCACCACCAAGAGCGGAACAUCACAGGCAGUGGCACAUGUUGCUGGUAUAGCAGCGGUGCUCCUGAAUCUGAGUCCAAACUCCAGCUCUGCUGAGCUUCUGCAGCAGCUCCUCCAUCAUUCAGUCAGACAGAUCAUUAACCCAGAGUCUCUGCCACUGAACCACCGUCUCACUACACCCAACAUGGUGGCCGCCCUGCCCGACUCGACCUCCACACUCAUAGGAGAGGAUCUGCUCUGUAGAUCCGUUUGGUCUGAGAGGUCAGCUGUUAAAGGUUUGGCCACAACUACAGCCCGCUGUCGCCACGGUGAAGAGAUGCUGAGCUGCUCCAGUUUCUCACAAAAUGGAGCAAGAGCUGGAGAAAGAGUGGAGGAGAGAGAUGGGCAGAAAGAGUGUGUUGCUGUCAAUGGGAAUGGAGGGCAUGGUGUGUUCGCUGUAGCGCGCUGCUGCACAGGCCAUAAAGCUCAGUGCCAGAUGUUAGAGAGUCCCAAGAGAGGCGAGGGUACAGAAUGUCCUCCAGACCACCAGCUGACAGGCUGCAGUUCUUCCUCUUCAUCUGGAGAUGUAUCAGACUCUGAUCUACCUCUACAUGGCAGCCGCAGGGCAUGUCCUGCUAAAAGGGGUGAAAUGUCAUACGCAUCCUGCUGUCACACAUCCUCUCUGGAAUGCCGGCUGAAAGAACACGGCCCCACAGGUCUCAGUGAGCAGGUGGAGGUUUCAUGUGAGGACUCGUGGACACUGACAGGCUGUCAGGGUCUGUCGCGUGGUGCUGGUGUUCGUGGGGCAUUUGCUUUUGGAAACACCUGUGUAGUUCAUACAUCUGGAGGAGAUAAAGGGACUGCCAUCGCCACCUGCUGCAGGCACCGCCCGUCCCACCAGCCAUCUGACCACUGAGGGAUAUGUGUGCCUCUUUUGUCACUUCUCUAAAUACGUAACCAUGGACAUGAUUUCUAUAACACAUAGGAGGUGUUACACAGUUGAGCUCAGUUCUGUCACUAUACAAUAUUACACGAGAGAAGUGCAUUGUAACCAGUUCUGUAUAUAACUAAAUCCAAUCUAGACACUCAACAAGUGGCACUAUAACACUUGAAACGCUUUGAAAGGCCUUUAAACUGCGAAACAUGCAUCAGUGCAUUAAUAUUAGAAUUCUGACGAUAAUAAUUUGUUACGGCUAUGAAAUGCUAUACUAUUUUGUUUAAAUAAUAAUAAAAAACACAAAAUUAAAAUAAAUUUCAUUUUGAGAUUUGCUAAAAAUUACAUUUAACAGUGGUAAAGCGAGCAUUUGAUGACAGCUAACGACAGCUGCGUGUGUGAAAUAAACAAUAUAAGCCAAUAUAUUUAAAAUGUUCCAAUACUUUGACUGUAUUUAGACCAGCACUUUUCAUUUUGAUAUUUACACAUUCUGAAUUGAAAAAGAAAUCUAUUUUUACUAUUUUUGGCAAGAGCGUUAUCUACUAUUAUGCAUGUGCACUGUGUAUAAGAGUGUACUUCUUUUUUAUAAAUGUAUAUUUUUUUAUUACAAACUUUGACAACUUCAUGUAAUGGUCUAAAAUCAACUUCAGACAAAAUCACACAGUCUGAAAAGUUGUGCAUUCCAGUUUUUCCUUUUUUAUAUCAAAUGUUUUCAUUGUCAAACUCUGAUGUACAAAUUAAAAUGUGGUUUUAACAUGCAUUAACUGAUUCCUUUACACAUCAUACACACUCGCAGCAGAAAUGAAAUCACAGAUCUACCGAGUGGUUGGUACAGCAUCUACAGGUGUAGGAAAGGUUAAAAAAGAUUGAUUGGAGGGAGGAUCAGAUUUGUUGAUAGUUUUAACACCCUGUUCACUCAAGUACACCAUAUUUCAAAGAAGACUCUACAGCACUGAGUAUAUACUGUAAUCCCACCGUAUCUUACGGGCUCCUUUAGUGAAAACCUAAGCAGGCAGUUGAGCUGAAAUUAGUGUGAUAUCUUUGCAAAUGUGCGUAUUUCAGCAAAAUAAGAAAGAUGCCUUGUGUUUAGGCAUUGAUCCGAUUAAUUCUCCCCUAAAUUGUAACUGAACACUGUGCUUUCAGCCCUGAAACGUUUCAAAAUACUCCUCCGGUCAUCCUAAAACCUGUCUUAACUAAUCGUCCCAAACGCUUUCCACAUCUGCUGCGGUGAAUUAGCAAUGAACCAUUUACUGAUUCAAAGCAUAAAGGCAGUUGUGAGUACUGCAGUGUUUUGCGGACUAUUAGAGGCCAAAACCAUGAGAAAGAGACAAAAAGUCAAAGACCCUACUGAAAAAAACUGCUUAAACAAGCCUUAACGGGUUUGCUGGUUUACCAGGCCUUCAGCAUGAUCAAUUUUGAGUUUCAGUGCCUCAAGCUACUCUAAUACUAGCAAACCAGGCUGACCAUGUUGAAAAAAACAACAAAAAAAAACAUGUUGAACCAGUUUAAGACGGUCUGCUGGUUUUAUGAGGUUUUCCAGCCUGACCGAUCUUGAUUUUAAGUACCCCAAACCGCUCUACAACCAGCAAACCAGGCUUUCCAUGUAAAAAAAAAAAAAAAAAACAGAAACCAGCUCAAGAUGGUGUGCUGGUUUUACCUAGUCUCCCAGCCUGAGCAAUCUUGAGUUUAAGUACCAAAAUCACUCUAAAACCAGCAAACCAGGCUGGCCUGUUGAAAAAAAAAAACGUUAAACCAGCUCAAGAUGGUGUGCUGGUUUUACCUAGUCUCCCAGCCUGAGCAAUCUUGAGUUUAAGUACCAAAAUCACUCUAAAACCAGCAAACCAGGCUGGCCUGUUGAAAAAAAACAAACAUGAUAAACCAGCUCAAGAUGGUGUGCUGGUUUUACCUGGUCUCCCAGCCUGAGCAAUCUUGAGUUUAAGUACCAAAAUCACUCUAAAACCAGCAAACCAGGCUGGCCUGUUGAAAAAAAAAAACGUUAAACCAGCUCAAGAUGGUGUGCUGGUUUUACCUAGUCUCCCAGCCUGAGCAAUCUUGAGUUUAAGUACCAAAAUCACUCUAAAACCAGCAAACCAGGCUGGCCUGUUGAAAAAAAAAAACGUUAAACCAGCUCAAGAUGGUGUGCUGGUUUUACCUAGUCUCCCAGCCUGAGCAAUCUUGAGUUUAAGUACCAAAAUCACUCUAAAACCAGCAAACCAGGCUGGCCUGUUGAAAAAAAACAAACAUGAUAAACCAGCUCAAGAUGGUGUGCUGGUUUUACCUGGUCUCCUAGUCUGGGCAAUCUUGUGUUUAAGUGCCCCAAACCACUCUAAAACCAGCAAGCCAGGCUGGCAAUUUUGAAAAAAAACAAAAAAAACAAACAAACAAGUUAAACCAGUUUAAAAUAGUGCGCUGGUUUUAUCUGGCUUCCCUGCCUAAGCAAUCUUGAGGUUAUGUGUCCAAGCCUCAAUGUUGUUAAAAGAUGUUAAACCAGUUUAAGAUGGUGUGCUGAUUUUACCUGGUCUCCCAGCCUGACCAAUCUAGAGUUUAUGUGCCCAAAACCAGCUAAGUCGGCUGGCUCUGUCAUCUUAAACCAGUCUAGGCUGGUUUGCUUCUCUUAGUUGCUCUUCCAGCCUGCUCAGGCUGGUCUGUUGGCUGGUAUUAAAUGGUUUUUGGACACUUAACCACCUAAACACAACUAAGCUGGGCUGAGAGACCAGCAUAGACCAGCAAAUGCACUUAGGCUGGUUUAAGAUUUAUUUUAUAAACCAGCUUCUUUGGCCAGUUUAUGCAGUUCUUUUCCAGCAAAAAAGUCUCUCACACAUACAAACAUGCACAGAAGCGUGGCAAAAAAAGCGUCAAUGUGAAAGUUGCGAAGAGCAGAUGACUGUGAGGUAAAAAGCAGCACUAACUUUUGUGUGAGGUGGCAUUGAGGUCUUUCCGCUGUAAACAUUGAAGCAAUGUCACUAAGUGUUCUAAUCUAAAUACAAAAUGAGCAGCAAACAGCAGCUUAAACACCCUGCAGACUACCUGAAAGAGGGACAUCACAGGCCUGGCUCAAACAAGGGGCCGUGACGCACGAGGCGCCAUCUGUGUCCUCAUAUGGCGCUUUGAGAUGAGCUCAGCCGAGCCAUCCGAGUAUACGUGUGUGCGUUGUUAGCAUAAUGUUGAGUAGGUUCAGGCAUUUGUGUAGCACAGCGUGUCCACUGGUUUGUCUCAAGGCGAGGACGUGAGUGGCGUAGGGGAGGAGUCGAGUAAAGGCACUUUACUACUCUGUGAGAACUUUCCGGUCCCUCCAACAACCUCCGUCUUUCUCUCCCCCUCCCACUUUGACCACUUUCCACCCCAUCCUCGCCUUGUCAUUCGAUUUGCAUUGCGUAAGGCAGACUGAACAGAAAAGAUGCAGGCAAAGAAACAAACA